Molecule: messenger RNA, 1674 nt
Organism: Epithele typhae
Lineage: Eukaryota; Fungi; Basidiomycota; Agaricomycetes; Polyporales; Epitheliaceae
Product: U4/U6 snRNP-specific spliceosomal protein
Exons: 11
Coding region: 1-1674 (557 amino acids)
Biological process (GO): mRNA splicing, via spliceosome
Cellular component (GO): U4/U6 x U5 tri-snRNP complex
Molecular function (GO): U4 snRNA binding; protein binding; U6 snRNA binding
Source: RefSeq, a predicted model, not a curated record
AUGUCAGAGCUCACUUUCGACACGCUCAUCGACGAUGGCAACUACCUCGGCUCGGAGAGAGCGCGCCUCGAGAACCAAGUCAUCCUCGACGAGCUAGAGCGCAAGAAGAAGGCCCGCACCCUUGCUGUCCCGACCGAUGACAACAAGGUCAAGGCCAGACUGCGCGAGAUAGGGGAGCCCAUAACGCUCUUCAGUGAGCGCCCUCCGGACCGCAGAGAUCGUCUCAUCUACGUCUUGUCACAAAUCAAUGCCGCGCGAGGAGAAGAUGGAAUGCAAGUUGAUGAGUCCUCUUCGGAGGAGAGCGAGGAUGAGGUUGAAGAGUUCUAUUCCCCCGGUUCUCUCGAGUUGCUUGAGGCGAGGAGAACCAUAGCCGAGUACUCUCUCCCCAGAGCUCAAAAACGGAUCGCCCAGCAGCGGUUGGACAGCAAAAUGACUCUAGGACGAAUAAUUGAUAUUCGAAAGAAAGUUUUCGCCGACGUCAAGAGCCUAGCGAACCUCGGAUCGCAGAUAGGAGACGACCGUCCUAUUUCGAUGGUCAGAUUCUCGCCUAACAGCAAGUUUCUUGCCACAGCUAGUUGGACAGGCAAUCUCAAGAUAUGGAACAUGCCUGACUGUACACCAGCUAAAAUAUUCCGAGGUCACACCGAUCGUGUGAGUGGGCUUGCUUGGCAUCCUCGAGCGACGCUAUCCCAAAGCGAAAAUGUCGUGAACAUGGCUAGUGGCGCUGCAGACCUGACAGUAAACUUGUGGUCCCUCAGCAGCGAAACUCCUCUGGCAACAUUGAAGGGCCACGCGGACCGUGUGGCUCGAGUGGUGUUCCAUCCAUCAGGGAACUACGUUGCCAGUGCCAGCUUCGAUACAACAUGGAGGUUGUGGGACAUUGCAACGUCAAAAGAGCUGUUGUUGCAGGAGGGUCAUUCAAAGGAGGUGGUUUCAGUGGAGUUUCAGCAAGAUGGUGCGCUCUGUGCUUCAGGAGGCCUUGACGCAAUAGGGCGGGUGUGGGACCUGCGCACCGGUCGCACGGCAUGGUAUCAAAUUGCCACGGGUUCAGGCGACGAUACCAUCCGAAUAUGGGACAUGCGCUCGUUGAAGGCGCUUUACACCAUCCCGGCUCACUUAUCCAACGUAUCGGAUGUGCGAUUCUUCUAUGGGGAUCAAGCUCUUCCAUGUUUCUCCGGAGAUGUCGCCAUGGGCGACACAGAGGAUGCCGACGUAAAACCCGUUGACCAGGACAAAGCACAGGAGGAGUGGAGGUAUCGCUCAGGAUUGUAUCUGGCAAGUGGCGGCUACGACGGCCUUGUCAAACUGUGGAGCGCAGAUGACUGGCAGCUCCUGCUCAUGUCCGUUGACCUGUCUAGUGACGGAAAGAUGCUUGCAUCGGGCACAUAUAACCGCAAUUCCAGAUAUUCACGCCCGAGGGGGCCCGCUUCGCCGCGCGACGCGGCGGAGCGCACCACGCGCGGCACGACCCACCACUCGACGCGGCGGAGCGACGGCCACCAGGCGAGGCCCUCGAGCACCAUCUUGUACGAGCUCAUCGAGAACUCGCCGGCGAAGGGCAUGCCCGCGACGGCCGACACGCGCAGGCGCGCGCAGUCGGGCACGCCUGCGAGCAGGUGCGCGAACCAGCCGCUGAGGCCUUCGCGCCGCCGCGCCGCGAGGGAAGCGCGGUAG